Molecule: messenger RNA, 731 nt
Organism: Drosophila serrata
Lineage: Eukaryota; Metazoa; Arthropoda; Insecta; Diptera; Drosophilidae
Gene: plu
Product: plutonium
Molecular function (GO): protein binding
Source: RefSeq, a predicted model, not a curated record
ACAGUAAAUACCGAUAGUAUGGUAGCCCUGACUUUAGCUUAGCACCGUUAUGUUUUAGAGCUUUCCAGAAUGACUGAAAUAAAUGCUCUCAGCUGCGUGGCUCAGGACGAUGUAGUUUCCCUGCGCAUUGUCUGCACCAUGGCUCGUGACAAGCACAACAGCCUGGAGCAAUUGGACUGCUACGGAAACACCGCCUUAUUGAAGGCCUGCUACCUUGGCCGAUUCGAGUGCGCCCGCACACUUUUGGAGUUUGGCGGAAAUAUAUUCGCCGUCAAUUACUUUGGCCAAAACGCCCUGACCCUGGCAACAUAUGCUGGCCACUUGUCGUUGGUUCAGGAGCUGUUGCGCCGAAGAUCUUACAAGGACUUCAAUCUGUCCUCUUUGAUUCCGGCUAUCUGCGUGGCCACCGUGCAAAAACAUGCUGAUCUGGAGCAGUUCUUUGUCCAAUUAGAUCCGAACGGAGUGCAGGAAACUCAAACAGUUCAUGGACUUGGAGUUAAGGAAUUACGAGGCAUGGCUGUUCAAACAGAUCGUUUGGAACCGGUAUCACCACCCACAUUUAUUUGUCAUCGUUUUCGCUGAAGAGUUUAGCCUUGAGCAUGUUAAAAUUUUUAAACUUUCUAUUUUAUUAUAUGAAGAAUUGCAUAUUACCUGUAUUUCGAUAUUUUUCGCCCGGUCACAUCUCUAUUUUUGUCUAAAAAACAAUGGCUAUGAAUCGAUAUUAAAAUUUA